Molecule: messenger RNA, 5840 nt
Organism: Wasmannia auropunctata (little fire ant)
Lineage: Eukaryota; Metazoa; Arthropoda; Insecta; Hymenoptera; Formicidae
Product: centrosomal protein of 152 kDa-like
Exons: 11
Coding region: 92-4366 (1424 amino acids)
Biological process (GO): centriole replication
Cellular component (GO): centrosome
Source: RefSeq, a predicted model, not a curated record
AUAAACAAAAAUAUGCUGCGCACAAUAGACGCGUCCGCAGGUCCGUCGUGAGCUCUCGGCUUACGAGCGAGAGCUUAGCUGCCCCGGGGGCAUGGAGGCGGGUCCGGGUCUGAGCCUAUUCCAGGGCUCGGAGAGCAUACAGCUGAACGCGGCGGCGCAGGUACUCGAGGAGGAUGAGGAGCAGGAGGCGCAGGAGGACCAUAGGCGACUCGACGACGAGAUCCAGGAUCGCCUGGACAAGGAGUUCGACGAUUUGGAAAACGAUUACGAUGCCAGUUCCAUCAAUAGUAGUCAUUAUCAGGACAACACCACCAGAGACGCCGAGCGUACCGAUGCGAUGGUCAACUCCGGCCUGGAGUCGAUCACGUCUGCCAAAAGUCAGGUAGCCGUGGCGCAUCCGCAAAAUGAUGGUUUUGGUGUUUACGAUCGGGCGGAGAACAAUUACGAUUGCGUGGAUAAUCUGAACAAUUACGAUCGCGUGGAUAAUCUGAACAAUUACGAUCGCGACGUGAUAACGAAUCAUAGAUCCGAUUCCGAGACCGGGAUCGCGCAGCCCGACUGCGAUUUGUACAGGCAACAAACGGGGACGCCGUACAACAACAAUCGUUACAACGACAGUAACAGCAUCAUGGAGACGCCGUACGAAUUGGCGAAACCGCCGACCGGAUAUCCCCGCAAGUUGCACCCGCCACCGCCGCCGCCGUCGGCGGCCGAGGAGUGCACGUUCGGCGAGAAUUACCCUUGCAACUACGAGACGCCAUCCAAUCAUUACAAUACUCACAUACCCCGGAAAUACUCCAAUAACGGUAUUAACGACGUAUAUGAAAAUAAUGUACAAAGUAAGCAGAUUCAUGAGUUUGGCGGAGGCGACAACGCUACCUCGGAUCACAUGAAUCAUUGUUAUAAGACUAGUCCGAAUGGCAGGCCAGUAGACGACGAUGUAGCAUACAAAUCGGCCGAGUAUAACAGUAAGGAGCAAUUGGAAGUAUUGUAUACGGUCAGGAUGAGGGAGAUUAGUCGCCUGAGGGAAGAGCUGCAGCAGUUGCGGCAGGAGAAGGAGAACGAAAAUACCCAAAUGAACAGGCAAUUGAUGCUGUUACAAGCGGAAGCCGAACAAAGCAGCAUAUCGCGGGAUCAGGCGCAACAGGCAUUGAUUGAUGCUAAGGUUGAGAUAACUGGUCUGCAAAGGCAAAUGGAAUUUGCGAAAGAAAAGAAUGCAGUUUUGGAGAAGACGAAUCAAAACAUAACGGAAGAACUGAAAAUCGCGAGGGGUUCUGUCAUGGACUUGCAACAAAAGAUUGCUGUCCUGGAAAGAGCACAGGUGUUGCAAACGAAUGACAGGACGCACGAGAAGUUUUUGGAGCAGGCGCAGGAAAAACAUGCGGUGGAGAUGAAAAAUAUGCAGACGCAGAUAGAUGUUCUUACCGGCAAAUUAAACGCCAAGGAAUCGUCAUAUAUCGCUCUUGAACAUAAAUUGGACGAUGCGCGAAGAGCGCAUGAGGCCCUCAUGGUAGAGAAGGGUGACACCAUGAAUCGAUUGGCACAGGCGCUGCAAGACAGUCAAACUCAAUGUCGCAAUCUCAUGGCCACUAAUAACGCUCAGCAGGUGAUGCAGCUGCAGGCGCAAGUGAAAAUAUUGACUCAGGAAAAGGAAGCUCUGCAUAAAAACGUACAAGAGUUACAGAAUAAAUUGGAGCUAGCUAAAAACGACGUUGCGCAAUACGAUUUAUUAUUGGCUACUACUCUGGAGGAUGAAUCUGACUCGAUCAGACAGAUGAAACUGAGCAAACUUUAUAAUAAAUCCAAAUCGAAACCCAUCGAUGACGUCUCGAACAAAUUGAGAGGUGAACUACAUAGAUGCUUAGCUGGUCAAACUGCGAAGAGAACAGAAAUAAAUCGUUUAGAGAACACUCUCUCGCAGAGAGAAGAGGAGUUAGACAAAGCUUUGAUCUCACUUGACGCAAGCCGUCAGGAAGCAGCGCAGAAUGCCAAGCGAAUAAAUGAGUUAGAACAGGAAUUGAGAUCUGUAUUAACGGACGAGGCCGUGAAAGCGAACGCGAAAAUACAGAAGCUCUCGGAUCACCUGAAUGACGUGAGGAAACAGUACGAGUUGUUGCGCGAAGAAAAGAUUAUUUUGGAAAAAAAAUUAGAGGAGGCUUUAGCUGUUAAUCAGGAGAAGCUUCAAAAGAUGCAUCAGGAAACUAUGGAGCAGCAAGAAAAAGAAGCUAUCGAUGAGUAUAACAACGAGUACCUGGAGAUACACGCUAAAGCCGUAGAGAGAGUGAAGCAAGAAGCACAAAUCGAAAUAGUACAAUUGUCUGUACAAUUAGAGCAAACACAAAAAGAGUUAGAUCGUGUAAAAGAAAUGUACAUAGACGUCUGCGGGACGAAGGAACGAUUAAUAAACGAGCAUAAAAAUGAAAUUAAAGAGCUGACAAAUAAAUACGCUGAAAUAGAAUCGCAUCACAAGGACAUGGAGAAAUUGAAGAGCGAUUUACAAACGCAAGUUAAACUGUGUAAUAAGUUGACUAAGGAAUGCGAGGCCUUUAAAAGCCAAAUAAUCGAAUUGGAGAAAGAUCUUGUGCACGAAAGGAGAAAAAAGGAGGAUCAUGUAAAAAAGAUACAUUCAGAAAUAGAAAGGGCGAAAGAAGAAGCGUUACACGAACUACGAAACGCGCAUCCGAAUCAAGAGAUAAGCCUUCUUCUUCCGGACCAUUGUUCCGAACAUCUCGAAAAAAUUAAUCAGUUGGAGGAAGAUUGUAAACGCUUGGAAGAGAAGCUGCAAAUCGCUGUGCAAGAACAGAAAAAAUUAUCCGAUUACCAAACCGAAUUGAACAACGCCAAAUUGAAAGUAGCGCAAAUGGAGAUCACGCAGGAGUCGUGGAAGAAGAAAUACGAUAAGGUUGACAGUGAGAGAAAGGAUCUUCUCGCAAAAGUUUCCAAAUUAGAUUUGGAACUGUUGAAUUUGAAACGCAUCGCGAAGCUGGAAGACUCGGACGACGUCAAAUUAAAAAUUGUUCGGUUCCAAACGGACAACGAGACACUGAAAAAUCAAUGCGACAAUCUGCUCGGCGAGAAGAAUACCUGUAAAGAGAAGAUCUCUGAAUUGGAAACUGAACUCUUCAACGUGAGAAAAAAAGUUAGCAGCCUCGAGGAAAGGUUACGGAAAAGCGGCGAAAGUAAGUCAGUAAAUUCAAAGAGUGAAUUGGAGAAAGAACUCUCUCAGUACAAAGAUUUAGUCGCACAAUUAUCCAGGAGUAACUCGAAAGAAGGACGCGCGAGCGAGCUAGCGCUGGAACAGAGGUUGCAACAGCUCGAGCACGAGUUACGAAGCAAGGACGAAAACCUGAGUAGACUGUUGAAAGAUUUGGAGAAGAUAAAAGACGAGAGAGAUCAACUGUUGGUGAAAUUGCGCAACCAAGCCAAGCAAUUCGAGCAAUAUGUCAAGAGCCAGAGCAAAGUGUCCGCGGAAUUGAAUUUGUCGCCUCGUAGUACGAGCGACAGUACGGAUUUUCAGAAGAUGAAGGAGAUUAUGGCGAAAGAGAUGCGGGAAGGGAUGGAGCAGAGAGUAGCGAAGGAGCUCAGAGGGAUCGGCGAGCAGAAUAGAAAGGAGCGGGAAGAGUUGGAACGAAAGUAUAAAAUUACCGUGUUGGAGUUGCAGAAGAAGUGCAGCGAGAAGGAUCGGGAGAUGGAAGCUUUGCGAAAAGAGAUAAUGACGGAGAAAAUGAAGGUCGAUCAACUCAGUCAGAUCAGUCAGAAAAUAGGAAGCAAACUGGAGACCUGCAACCAACAGCUGCAAGCGCAAAAGCUGCGCAUCGAGAAACUGAAUAUGGAUCUGCAGACGAAGGAGAAUCAAGUGGAGGAGGAUAGAAACUACAUGGCCGAGAUAAUGAUCAAAUGGCUCGCUGAACUGAAAGAGAGCAAAGCUAAGGAGAAGGAGAAGGAUGAGGAGAUACAGAAGCUGAGGUCCGACGAUAUAAUGACCAAAUGCUUCGCUGAAUUAAAAGAGAGUAAAGCUAAGGAGAAGGACAAAGAUGAGGAGAUACAGAAGUUGAGGUCCGUCGAGGGAAAAUUGAACAGCGAUAUCAAGAUUCUGCUGGACAAGCAGAGACAUCUGAUAAACAAGUAUCUAAAGGCGAAACAGACCGCGAACAAUUACAGGAGCUAUGCAUUGUCGAAUAAGGAGUUUCUGUUGCGUGAAUGUAAACGCGUCGAGGAGGGAUACAAAAAGGCCAUCAAAGAAGUACAACAAAGCUGUCUGGCGCACGACGAGCAGUACGUCGCGAAAGCCAAGAGGCUUGAGCAUCAGCAUGCAGAAAAAAAGGAACAAAUGGGACUUACACUGAAGUACAAAGAUAAAUGUUGAAGUACGUACGAAAUAUUCUCUAAAUUAAUGCAAUAUAGCUUUUCUCCGGUUAAGAUAAAGUAGUAGUUUACAGAGGCUAGAUAUCUUUUUUUUUUAAAUAAUUUAAAGCACAUUAUUGUACAACAGUUUAUUAGCGGAGUUUUAUGUUAGGGACCAAUAUACGUGUAAGUAAAUCAUAUAAUACCGGUAAAGUUAUAUUACCGCGUUUGCUUGCCAAUCUCGAGUCUCGACGAAGCGGCGGACGUUAAGCGUAGCUCUAAAAGCUAUAAACAUCUGAAGUACAAGUAUCUUAAUCGUAUUGUAACGGUACUGUAUGCAUAUUAUUAGUUGAUAGGGAAAAAAAAGCGUUUUUAUAUUAACCAAUAUUGUACAGUAGAGUCUCUAUUCUGGAGUAAUCGUUGGGAACCGUUGGGGAAGCUGCCCCUCCGUAUCACUCUUUCUCAUUCUAUUCAUCUCGUUUUGCGGUUACAUGACAAAUACGUGGAGGAAGAGCGGCGCAAGGGAAUGACUGUUCUAGAAUGUAGAGAGAUCCGCGAAAUGAAGGAAAACGGAAUAGAGGUGUUCUAUUGUACAUCACAAUUUUGCAAGUCGUCUGCAACUUGGAGGCAGAAGGCGGUUAGUACGCAGGCUCGCGAACAAAAAAGGGAAAGCUUUAGUCACGUGUUUCCGCUGAGCAUUAUUAUGACAUAAUAAGCAAGACUGGAUCUCUUUGUCGGAUCUCUCUCUCUCCCUCCCUCCCUUUCCCCUCUUUCUCUCUCUCUCUCCCUCUCCCCUCUCUCUCGCUCGCUCUCUCUCUUUUUUCUUCUUGUCCUCUUACGGAAGUAAGCGCGAUAAAGAGAGAAAAUCAAAACAUAGUUGUUAAGGAAAAACAUUUAAUCUUUGCUCCUGCCCCCCCUUUUUCUCCUUCCCUCCCGCGUAGCGAACUGAAAAUUAUCUCGCCGCUCGGUCAACGUUUAUUCUCGAGCAUUAGGCGUUUGUUUACAUAUUUUGCGUGCACAGCGCGCUAGGAGGAACAUGAAUAAUAUCGGGAUUGUACAUACAAAAUAUGACUGACGGAAAUUUGCUUUGCAUGUUUCAUGUUUUGUCUAGAAUAAAAUUCGGACUGUAAUGAACAUUUUUUAGCGCGUUAGACAGCAGGACUGAGUAACGAAGAUCUACGUUAUCUUUAAUCUUAAAUGACUUGAAAAGUAUAUUUAAGUACAAUCGUAACAAUUAGAUCUGAAGUAUUUGUUCGUAUCUUUUUUAAUUUUAAAAGUUUGACGAAAAUUGAAUCUAAGAUUGAUCUAAUCGAAACAAGACACCAAAAUUUAUAUUAAACCAGAAUUAAAUUCUUCCCCUAUUCCCCUCCUUCCCUCUUACUACUUCUCAAUUUACUUAUUUUAUGCAAUUGUGUGCAAUCUCAAAGAAUGGCCAAUUAUCGUAUCGGCUUGUAAGAAUCGCGGAGUAUAAUAUAAAAAUAAAAUCCUUGUGUAUA